UGCGAGCUUUUGACUGAAAGAUCCUUAGUUCACGCAGUUCAUACAGUGCAUCGAUGUGUACAAGUGUCGGAGGGACAGCGUGCGGUGAAGUCCAUUUUAUAUCACUGUCCACGUUAGCGAAUUCGGUGUGCAGCGCCUUGUCUCCGCGACAUUACGUAAGCUAGUUGCAUCAGCUGUGAAUGUAUGGUCGCGCUUCUGUAACAUUUGACAAUUCGCUCUGGUAUUUGUCACUUGUGGCGCGCUACAGGUGUUCUGGAGGAAGUUCCGAACCGUGGUUUGCAUGGGUUUAGUCUGCUACCGAUGAUAUGGAACUCCAUUACUUACUGUUUCCGAGGGAUGUAUAUAAUUAAGCUGCGGUGUUCUCUCUAUGUAUGGCACGUUAUAAGUUAUAAUACAGACAGUGGUAUUAUGUAAUACUCCAUUACCAGCCGCCUCCCAAUUAGCUUUCCAUUUCUCAAGUUAUCAAAACGCUGAUACAUUCUUGCCGACUUCAUAUAUUUUCCAUACAGCCCAGUAGGUCAGUCGGUAGCAGGUUUCAUAAAUUACGAAAGCGUGUGGCUUUUAUUGGCAACUACGGUUCUCAUUUCCAAACUGUCAGUCUUCGUUAGUUUUAGAAAAAUUGUAGACGACGUCACUAAUUAUUCGCAACUCUUACUUCGCAACCGCUCUGUAAAAUUGGAAUAAUAUAGCUCAUAUGAGCAAUCCCUUAAGCAGGAUUAAAGAAGAAAAGUGUCGUACAUGUGGUAGACUAUGAUCAUAACAUGGGGUCCAUUGCUUUUCCUAGUUUACGUUUUAGAGGAACGUUCCUUGUGGUAAACUUGCGUCGCUUUCAUUCAAACCUUCUUGUGUCGUCGAAGAGCACGUGGGCAGAGAACCGUUCGAAUUAGGUGAAAAGGUCACUACUUACUGCGGGAAAAUAGUACUUUUCUGCGACAUGGCAGCGUAUGAACCUUGUGCGGGAAAAUAUAAUUACCAAAUGUCUGCCGGAGUUCGUGGACGGUCAGCGAGUAUCCCAGUGGCGAUUGAAGGUCCCGUUGUUUCGUGGCGACGUCUCCGAGGCUCCCUUCACUGUAGAGAACCUACUAGCACGUAUUCGCCAGCUCAUAUCUGUGAUUCUCGUAGUGCACCAGUGGAACUCUCAGAGUAUUACCAGGGUCGUCGCGGGUCCUCUGGAUCCGAUCCGAACAUGAGUAAACGGUUUAUGGGAAGCAUGCCAAUGUCACCUGACAUCUCAAUGGCGUCCUCCAGCAGCCGAUGCUUGCGUCGUUCUUCAAAAAACCUGGCGCUGUGUCAGGUGCAAAGCCCUCACCACGUCAGGUCACAAUCGUUUCGAGCUUUGAGAAGGUCAUCUCCGCAACCACCUGAAGAUAUUGGCUUCCGACCCCGAGUGGCAACCAUGCCUUCAGACUUUGGCAAGCGACAUAGCAGCGCCAGUUUUCGCGGCCACUCUCCGGCAACUCUGAACACGCUAUCGGCAGACAGCGGCGCCGACGAUCAAUUCUAUCUGCUUCGUCACUUCAGUACCACGUCGAAGGGCACCGUUAUAAACCGUGGCGACAUGUACCGACAGCGCUCUCGGAGCAACAACAGUGUCACUUCAACAAAUUCUUCGAUGACGACGGCCUCUUCUGACGCAGACACUUGCCGAAGUGCCAUAGAAUGUCGCGUGGUCGUCCUCGGAGAUGUCGGGGUGGGCAAAACAGCGCUCGUCACCCAGUUUAUGAGCUCCGAGUGCACCAACACAUACGAAUGCUCUCAAGAUGAAGAUACCGUCAAGACCGUGUCUGUCUUGCUGGACGGAGAAGAAUACGAGUUGUCGUUCGUGGAUUUUCCUCUGGACUUCGAUCUACUCGAGGGUGCGAGCCAUUUCCUGUUGGAAGGGGAUGCAAAAGACGAGCCUCGGCUGGAUAUCCCUGGAGAUGCCUACCUGGUCGUCUAUUCGACCACUGAUCGAAGUAGCUUUGAGAAAGCAGUCGACCUACUCUUUGAGCUGAAAAGAAAAGGCAAAAUGGCGACCAAGGCCGUCAUUCUAGUCGCAAACAAAUCGGACCUUGUGCGCUCGAGAGAGGUGUCAACGGAAGAGGGCAAAUCAACAGCUCGUGCAUAUGAGUGCAAGUUUACAGAGACAUCUGCAGGAAUUGGUCACAACGUCGAUGAGCUUCUAGUUGGCAUUGUGGCCCAAGUACGACUCAUGUCUCAGCAAAAGGCAGACUUUGGUCAGGGUGCUGCAUCUAGUAAGACAGCCUCACGAAAGAACAGAGGCUCACUUGGACGGGCCAGCAGAUGUUUAGGCAUCAUUGAGAAGCUUUUAAACCGCCACGCUAGCAAGAGUGUCAAGUCCAAAUCCUGCGAAAACCUUCACAAGCUAUAGGAAAAAAAGAGCAUCUAAGCACACACAUCCGUACAAAGCAGCUGAAAGUUGUGGUUGUAUAAAGCAGAGUGGAUAAGUAUAUAUGGUGUGUACAAGGGGUAAAGAAGCGAGCAUGAGGCAAAAUGCGCGAUAUAAUGGAAACUAUUGAAUAAACCUGUUAAAUUAAAAGCAAAUUCCUAGUUUGGAGGGGGCAAGAAGUCCCUUCUUGAUCCGUCCGUCUAUGAUAGCCAUGAAGGAAACCAAUGCGUGGACCGGCAAUCAUAUAACUAGCAAAUUUUCUACUAGGAAGAUUUAUUUCGAAGGAGAUCUUUCAGCCUGCAAAUGAUCAGCAUGCCCACAUAGGAGGGACAUGUUUAUCUGCCCUUCUUAGGACCCAUACUUCUAGAAUUCCCUCCUGUAUUUCCUAACCGAUACAUAGAAUCAUCCUAACAUCGUCCUUCGACAGAGUCAGAACUAAUGAUAGGGCUCUUGCUGUUACUGAACACAGAAGAGUCGCGAAAUGCACCUUGCAUGCCAUAUGAGUUGUGGUCAAAUCCAUGUGCCUCAUGCUUGCAGACAUAUCAAACAGGGUAUGGAAGUAUGCCUUCGUUUGGCUUUAUAAUAUCCCCGCUCUGAAGUAUCCCAAAGAAAGUUAUUUUACUAUGCCCUCUAUAAUGAUUGUGCUCCUGACAUGUUGCAUACAGGUGAAGAGAAUAGCAAGUGGCCUGAUUUGGGAUAAAUUUAAACCAUGUCGUAUGGAAGGCACCUUUAGCAACCAGCAUACAAGUUUCUUACAUCGUCCAUUGAAGUGUCAGCAGGGUCUAUAUCAUGGUGCUCUUGUGUCACUGGUGCUGCUGUAACUCUAAAGUACAUGCUGUUGGGAAUUACUGUAUUUCCUCACUGAAUUAACGCACCCCCUGCUUGGGCGUCCAAAUGAUGGUAGUUUUGAGGGGUUAAAAGUGCAUUAAUUAUGUGAAUAAAUAUGGUGUAUCGAGAGCAUAUAUGUACAGUGUGUUGCGUCAGAACUGAACUUGAGUUUUACUAAACAGGCAUUAUGGAAAAUUGUAACUGUGUGAGUAAUGUUCAGAGUUGCUGUUCCCAGGUUCUGCCACUAUUUGUGUUAGUAUUCCUUACCAGGUUUGGCAAAGCUACAGGGAUAUCAUUAUUUCAAAAUUAUUUAGCUUAGUCUUCAACAACCCAAAUGGAGUACCGUAUUUUCACGCGUAUUAGAAGCACCGCAGAUAAGCCGCAGGACUCGUUUUUAGAUACAUUUUGAAAAUGUUUUUGCAGAUAAGCUGCGGGCAAUACGACGCGACUGCUUUGUGCGCUAAACCAGUGAUGCACAAACAAAAUCAAUAGAGACGCUCAACGCUCGUCGACGCCGUACUCCCUUCCAGCUGCCCUGUUCCCGUACUGGUCCGCGACGUCGACGACUUUUAGUUUGAAGCCGCUGUCGUAGCUGUGCCUCCGCAUUGGAGCCAUGCUUCACCUCUAACUGCCGUGCCCGUGUCCACGAAUGCUGCUGCUCUGGUCAAAUGAGAACUGACGCUUAGCUGACCACGUUUUAUCCCGAUGUCAGGUGUAUUGAACCCUUCCUGUGGGUCUGCCGACAAAGGAGACCGUAGGGAAGGCCAUAAACCCUGUGGUCCACAUUCCGGUGUCGGCAUAAUGUAUAACAAAGGAGGUCAGUUCUAGUGUUCUAAUAAGAUCGGAUUGUGCCCUUUGUGCGUGUUUUUCGUGGAUUGACGAGUUAGUGGUGUUCCAAGAGACAUUAAUCACUGUCACCACUUUUGUUAAAGCUGCGUGGGGGAAUGUAUUCGGAAGGUCAGUCCACUCGAAUGUGGACCCGCCACUGUUCGGUAUUGUUCGUGCAGUGGCAGGGCGGUCCUGCUCCGAAAAACAUGAGGCACUGUCGGCCCUUUCGUUUAAUCCGGGGUAUGGGGAAAAUACCAGGAAAAAAUAGCCAUCAAAUAAGCCGCAGAGCGUCCGCGAAAAAAAAAAAAAAAUCGCGCAUAAGCCGCGGCUAAUACGCGUGAAAAUACGGCAAUUGAUUUAGUUAAUGAGAAAUGUGAUUGUAUUUCAAUUACAAUUUCCAAUUAUUUUCUGGGAAAAUAUUAACAUGAGCAAACUUACAUAGAAGAAUGUAAAACUUCUGAACACUAGACUAUGAGGGGGAAAAAAGCUAUACAAAUGAAUCUAAGGCUCAAACCCACAAGGUUAAA
Ornithodoros turicata is the source of this 4572-nucleotide messenger RNA. Its product is annotated as GTP-binding protein GEM-like. Gene Ontology annotation, cellular component: plasma membrane. Lineage: Eukaryota; Metazoa; Arthropoda; Arachnida; Ixodida; Argasidae. The record is from RefSeq and is a predicted model, not a curated record. Bases 935 to 2371 code for a protein of 478 amino acids. The transcript has 4 exons. Gene Ontology annotation, molecular function: calcium channel regulator activity; GTP binding; GTPase activity.